CAAGAAGCAGAAGACGACCCCAGCUUUCUGGUGAUGGCAUGGACCAGACACUUUUCCAGCAGCUGUUCUACCUACCUCUCGGUCCUGUCACCGUCCAGCAUCCCUAAAGUGCCAAGGCACAAGACUGAUGCAGAGCCACUCUUAGCAACCCAGCCAUGGCCGGAGAUUCUAGGAUCUUCAUGAACCAGGACAUGGACAUCGGAGUUGUAUCCAGAGAGCCUAAGAAGAUUCCCAAACAGGCUCGGGAUGACGUCCCCAUUGCCACUGACCGAACCCGCCUCAUAUCAGCAGAAGGUAAGAAGCCACGCCAGCGUUACAUGGAGAAAAGUGGCAAGUGCAAUGUACACCAUGGAAAUGUCCAAGAAACCUACCGAUACCUUAGUGACCUCUUCACUACUCUGGUGGACCUCAAAUGGCGUUUUAAUCUUCUUGUCUUCACUAUGGUCUAUACCAUCACUUGGUUGUUUUUUGGGUUCAUAUGGUGGCUCAUUGCCUAUAUCCGGGGAGACCUGGACCAUCUUGAAGAUGAAAACUGGAUCCCCUGUGUUGAAAACCUCAGUGGAUUUGUUUCUGCAUUUCUGUUUUCUAUUGAGACUGAGACAACAAUAGGGUAUGGCUAUAGGGUCAUAACGGAGAAGUGCCCAGAGGGCAUUGUACUGCUCCUGAUCCAGGCUAUUCUGGGCUCCAUUGUCAAUGCGUUCAUGGUGGGAUGCAUGUUUGUCAAGAUCAGCCAACCAAAGAAGAGAGCUGAAACCCUCAUGUUUUCUAACAAUGCGGUGAUUUCCAUGAGGGAUGAGAAGCUCUGUCUCAUGUUCCGUGUUGGAGACCUCCGCAAUUCCCACAUUGUCGAGGCUUCCAUUAGAGCCAAACUGAUUAAGUCCAAACAGACCAAAGAGGGAGAGUUCAUCCCCUUGAACCAAACAGACAUCAAUGUGGGAUUUGACACUGGAGAUGACAGGUUGUUCCUGGUGUCACCUCUUAUCAUCUCACAUGAAAUCAACGAGAAAAGCCCCUUCUGGGAGAUGUCUCGCACCCAACUGGAGAAGGAAGAAUUUGAAAUUGUGGUCAUCCUGGAAGGAAUGGUGGAAGCAACAGGGAUGACUUGCCAGGCUCGCAGCUCCUACAUGGACACUGAGGUGCUGUGGGGACAUCGCUUCACUCCUGUCCUCACCCUGGAGAAGGAUUUUUACGAAGUUGACUACAACAGCUUCCAUAGCACUUACGAGACCAACACUCCUGUGUGCUGUGCCAAAGAGCUGGCUGAGUCUCGCCGGGAAGGCCAGCUCCUCAGCCACCUCUCCAGUGCCACCUUCCUGAGCGGGGGCAGAGAAGCAGAGACAGCAAGAGGGGAAGAAGAGGAAGAAGACGGGGAGCCUGCAGGAAUGAAUGGAGCCAAUGGGACAGCAGGAGAGGUGAAAGAAGAUCUGCCUGUAUAACACAAGAACUGCUGGACAGUAGAUAACCACAUACACUUACUGGGAGGCUGUGGCCCAGCAAGUCAGGAACUGGCUGGGA
This is a messenger RNA of Cygnus atratus (black swan), 1515 nucleotides long. It is a transcript of the gene KCNJ5, whose product is annotated as potassium inwardly rectifying channel subfamily J member 5. Gene Ontology annotation, molecular function: G-protein activated inward rectifier potassium channel activity. Gene Ontology annotation, biological process: potassium ion import across plasma membrane; regulation of monoatomic ion transmembrane transport. The record is from RefSeq and is a predicted model, not a curated record. Lineage: Eukaryota; Metazoa; Chordata; Aves; Anseriformes; Anatidae. The transcript is spliced from 3 exons. Gene Ontology annotation, cellular component: plasma membrane. The coding region runs from base 156 to 1436 and encodes 426 amino acids.